GGGGCAGUGUUGCUGCCUCUACACUGUCACAAAAGAGAAGAAGAAAACAGUGAGGCGUCGUCAUUGCAGUCGAAGAAGAAGUAAAUCUUUGGAGGAAACAUGGCUUCCCCUGCUGGUUGUGAGCAUUAUAUGCGCAGCUGCUUAUUGAAAGCACCUUGCUGUGGUAAACUGUAUGUGUGUAGACUGUGCCAUGAUGCAGAGGAGAACCACCAGAUGGAUCGAUUUAAAGUCAGAGAGGUGCAGUGCUCUGAGUGUCAGACAGUGCAGCAGGCACAGCAGACUUGCCAGCAGUGUGAUGUGCAGUUCGGGGAGUAUUACUGUGACAUUUGCCACUUGUUUGACAAGGAUAAGAAGCAGUACCACUGUCAGCCCUGUGGAAUAUGCAGAAUUGGGCCCAGGGAGAAGUAUUUCCAUUGUGAGAAGUGCAAUCUGUGUUUAGCCCUGGAUCUGCAGGGAAACCACAAGUGUGUUGAAAAUGUUUCAAGGCAGAACUGUCCAGUGUGUAUGGAGGAUAUUCACACGUCCAGAAUUGGAGCUCAUGUUCUUCCAUGCGGCCAUCUUUUACACAAGACCUGCUUUGAUGACAUGGUCAGAACAGGAGCAUAUCGCUGCCCCCUGUGUAUGCAUUCUGCCUGGAACAUGGAGGACCACUGGGAUCAGAUAGACAAAGAGAUUGCCCAGUCACCGAUGCCCACUGAAUACCAGGGUGCCACUGUCAAAAUUAUAUGUAACGACUGCCAAGCUCACUGCACGGUGCCUUUCCACGUGCUGGGGAUGAAGUGCAGCAGCUGUGGCUCCUACAACACAGCGCAGGACGGAGGACUCAUCCAGCAGCCUCCACAACAGCAGCCCGAGCAGGACACUGAGAAUGAGGCAGAGCCAGAGCAGCAAGAUCAACCUCAGUCACCCACGCCACAUUAAAUUUACAGCCAACCACAAUGGUUGACAUUUAUACUUAGACAUUUGGCUGGUGCACUUACUUGUAGUAAUUUACAUUGAGUGUAACAGCACACUGAACCUAUAUUCAUUUAUUGUACAGAUUACAAAAAAAAUCCAUCUAUUUUCUGUAUCUGCUUAUCCUCUUCAUGGCUGGAACCUAUCCCAGCAUGCACUGGGUGAGAUGAAGGGUCAAAUCUGGACAGGUUGCCAGUCUAUCACAGGACUAACACAUAUCCACUCACAGUACUGUAAAUAGUAUCUGCCCGGGUGACUUUUCUUAAAACUCCACCUGUUUUAAAAAUGUGUCUGAUGCGAAUAAAAAUUAAAGUGAGCCUCAGGAAGAAGUCACAAAGUAACAAAGUCUGCAGUUAACUGUCGUGCUGGCAGCAUGGCACAAGGCAAUGUGCAAAGCAGGCCAUUGGUUUGUAGAAAAGUGGAACUCAUACACAAGGAAUAAAAAAUGGAUUGAGGAGUCAUACAAAUAUUUAGAAAGAUUCACAGGGCAUUUGUGCAGAAGAAAAUUCCUUAAGGUCCAAGGGGUGCAGAUGUUUGUGUCCAUGUGUGGACCAUCACCUUGCAAGUUUGCUGUUUUUUUUUUUUUUGCAUAGAUGCCCUGUGAGUCAAAGAUUAAAAACAGCAUUUUUUCUAAAUUUGACUUCUUAGUCCAUAUUUUAAUUACUGAGCUUGGGGCCUGCUGUCACUCUCAAAAUGAUUGACAGGUCUUUUAUUUAGUGUAAGUUUUUAAACGUGUCAUGUUAUCUAAUUGUUUGCAUCAGUUAUGUUUGCAAAACCCUAAGUAUAACAGGCCAGUACUCUGAGUUAUGAUAAGCUGAUAAAUAUUAAAAAUAAUUAUUUUUCAUUGACAAGUCAAACAAUUCAGCUAUGUAUAUAAAUGUACCUGUAAUUAGAUGGUUCAAAAAAUUACUGGUUGGGACAUUUAACCUGCUCAUUUUCUAAAGCCAACCAAGAAGAUGACAGUAUGGUCUGAAAUGUGGCAUUAGAAAAAUGCCUAUUAGUUAUGAUAAACUAAUGUGACAUAAUUACAACUGCAGCACAUGCACCUAUUGAGUAUUUCCUUCUCUUAAUAUACAUGUAGUACAGUAAUUUCUGGUAUGGCUGCUGUGACAAAAGGUCCUUAUUUCUGGUACCAUUUGCUUUUUGUGUCUUUGUUACUUGCAGGUGUAAAGUUUGGUUACCUUUACAUUGACAGUAAUACAAACUCCCAACAAACAUAAUUUUACUAAACAUUAUUGUGUUAUCUUCUGAACCAGUCAUUGAAUUCGAGAUAAGAACAUUUAAUCACAUCACAUUUUCAGCUGCUCAUAUGAAUACAUUUGAGGUGUCAGCUAAGGUGUCGAUUCCACAAAUCAACGGCGCUUCAGUUUUACAGCUUGCAUGAGUUCAAAUAUUUCCAUUGUAUUUAUAUAGAAAUCAUGUACAUCAGCACCAUUAUAACAAAAUUACCACUGAUGAAGGAAAUGUGAAAUCAAAGUGAAAGCCAAACUACAUAUACUGUAUGUACAACAAUAACAUGGACCAAACCUAACCUGAAAUGGAUAACUGUUUCUGUUAGGCUCAAAUGCUAUCUCCUCUAGGUGCAUCCGGCUCAGGAGUCGCCAACUGGAAAGUGAAACAAACAGGAACACCAGUCAGGGCAGUUUCGAUGGCAAUUGGCAGGGGUGGGGCUGUAGAGAACGGUGGAGGUGUUGUCUUGGUGAUGGGUGGAGUGGAAUCUUGGGGGAAUCCUUGGUAUGUGGUGGUGACUUUUGGUUGGUUUGUGCCAUCAAUACCUAUGAUUAUAUCAGUUUCUGUAAGCCCUGGGUGUAGUGAAGACUCUGUAUCUGGAAUGUGCACAGUGUCAGCGUUAAUUGAGUCCUGUGCAGGAUCAGAAUCAGGCAUAUCCUGAGAAAUGUCUAUGCCCAGAGCAGUUUGUGAAGGAUCAUCUGGCAUGAGUUGUAAAGUGUUCGCAUCAGUGGCGCUUUGUGGGUCCUCAGGGUCUGGCAGGGCUGAAGUAUCGAGCGUGGCUGUAGAAGGCCCUGCGUCUGCAGAGGGAAGUAGGGCUGCAGUGUCCAGGGGGUCAGUCUCCUCCAUAGCAUUAGGCAUGUCUGUCUCUGUAAACACUGGCUGCAGGGGUUCCUGUGAAGGCCCAACAUGAGUGGUAGUCUCCUCUGAUGAAUUUGACUCGCUGGACUCUGAUGACUUGGAUAAAUCGUCACCUUCACCUAGACAGACCUGUUUUUAUAAUGAGGAAUGUUCUUAACAUUUGUCACAAGUCCUCUUAGAUUAUAGUGGUAAUAGAAGAAUAGUCGAGCUACUCACUGGUUUAGACAACGCUACAGUCACCAUGAAGACAGCACAAAGUGUAGUCCUCAGAACUGCCAUUGCUGUCUUUCCUGUAUUUGCUGAAACAAAUAAACCAUAAGCACUAUAUUGGUAAA
Messenger RNA from Siniperca chuatsi (mandarin fish), 3377 nucleotides. RefSeq names its product ring finger and CHY zinc finger domain containing 1 (gene rchy1). Gene Ontology annotation, cellular component: nucleus. The transcript has 9 exons. The record is from RefSeq and is a predicted model, not a curated record. Bases 100 to 921 code for a protein of 273 amino acids. Gene Ontology annotation, biological process: protein ubiquitination; ubiquitin-dependent protein catabolic process. Lineage: Eukaryota; Metazoa; Chordata; Actinopteri; Centrarchiformes; Sinipercidae. Gene Ontology annotation, molecular function: ubiquitin protein ligase activity; zinc ion binding.